GAAACAAAAAUAUCAGCCCUUGAGAAAGAGCUUCGGUUGAAAGAAGAUGAACUGGCAAGAUUGCGUGAUGACCGAGGAAGUAGUGGAAGCGAGGCCUCAUUUGGAACUGACAGUUUACGGCGGAGAGAGAAAAAGCUUCGUCAGCAGGUUGAAGAUAUGCAGACGGAGCUGACCCUGAAGGAGGCCGAGUUACAGUCUAUAAAAACCAAGAUGGUCACCUCGGAGCGCCAGCAGUCGGAUCAUCUGCAUCACAUCUCAGUGUUGAAGGAACAAACUAGUGCCAAAGAACAGCAAGUCAAUCUAUUACAAUCAGAUAUUGAAGAACUCAGGGGCCGGCUAAAAGAGAAGGAGAAGACAAUAGAUGAGCGUGCCAAGCAGAUGCAGACGGUACAGCAGGAACACAGGAAGAUGGAGGCUGAAGUAAUGGAACUGAGGGAUCACAUCGAUAUCAAGGAUAGGAAAAUUAAUGUCUUACAAAGAAAGAUUGAAAACUUAGAAGAGACCCUUACUGACAAGGACAAUCAACUGACCAGUCUCAAGUCCAAAGUGACCAGUCUUCAGGCUGACCACAGUGCAUCGGAUAGCACGGUGACCACUCUGGAGGAGACAGUGAUGGAGAGAGACAGGCAGAUAGAGAGGUUAAAGGAGCAACGAGAGCGUGAUCACAAAGAACAUCAGGAGGAGUUGGAGCUUUUACAAUCCAGCAGUAAAGAUCUCAAGUCCAAACAUGACAGUUUGCAGAAACAGCUGGCAGAUAAUCAGACGGAGUUGCUUGAGAUACGAGAGGAAGUCUCGGUGCUGAAAUCGGAGAAAUUCCAGAGAGAAUCCAAGAUAAAACAACAAGAGGAAGAGCUCUCACAAGCCACAGCACAACUCGCUGAGCUCAGAGAGAAACUAGAGGAGAUGAAGAAUCUGCAGAGUGCAGACAGCAAAAAGAUGUCAGAGGAGUCAGAGCAGAAGAUAUCAGAGUUGGAGAAGAAAGUGGCUGAGUACAAGCAGCAGGCAGAGCAGUUACAGAAAGAAUUGGAUCGUCUGCUAGAUAUCAUGCAAGCCACAGAGCAUGAAAAACAUGACAAGGACUCCUCCAUUAAAGUCAUGCAAGAUCAAAUCAAGGACUACAAACAGAAGAUGGGGUCACUAAAACGCAGUAAGGAGUUAGAGAAAAAAAAGCAGGCACAUCUUCUGGAGGAGGCACGUAAGCGGGAGGAAGGUGUCUCAACUGAUGCCUCACAGUUGAAGAGCACUAUCAAACAAAAAGAAGAGCGUAUUGAGGAACUGGAAGAAGCUCUACGAGAGAGUGUUAAGAUUACUGCUGAAAGAGAAAUGGUUCUGGCCCAACAGCAAGCCAACCUGGAGGAUGCCGAUCGACAGAUCUCUGAACUGACCACAGAAAUAAAUGAACUCCAAGAGAAGACAGAGCAGCAGAACAGUGAAAUGGCCAUGCAGGCCAAGAUGGCUGAAAAACGUGAGGAGAUGUUGAAGGAGUUACAGGAAGAGCGGAAGAAGCACAUGGAGGAAGUUCUAGAAAUGAAGCAGGAGGCCAUAGUAGCAGCCAUCAGUGAGAAGGACUCUCAUAUUGCCCUUCUAGAGAUGUCCGGAGGUGGGAAGAAGGGGGGCAGGGACCAGGUGGACAUACUGACCAAAGAGAAGGCCAAACUGCAGCACAAGCUCAAAGAUUUGACACAGAGUCGUAUGAAACUACAAGAUGACCACAACGGCGGUGGGGUGACCGCAGCAUCAGAGAUGAUCUCCUCGGCUCACAUGGGGAUAAAACCCUCCCCACUGUCCACUACUCCAGACCAGGAUGAAGAUGAUGGCAUAUGGGCAUAGCAUGCAUGGCCCACACAGCUGUUCAUUCUCCCUGUGUUACUGCAUGGGCUGGCCUAAGAAGUAAACCAAGCAGUCUCAUGCCCUUGACCUGCAGUGACCUUGUAAGCAGUGACCUUGACAUACAGUGGCCUUGACAUUCAGCAACAGUGGGAAGUGUCUUUGCAGUAUCUUUUACUGAUUGAACAGCGCCAACUGUUUCACAAUUUCCUGAAUUUGACAAUUUCAGGAAAUAUAAAAGAACUUCCAUCACUUAUAAAGUAGGUUCUUUCAAAGCCAGUGUUUGCAGUAUGUUGCCCAAAGGAAUGGCAAAGGGCAGAGCAUCUUCUUUCCAGAGAAAAAAGAUGACUGCAGCCAAAAAUUGUAACUUCAUAUCUAGUAAAAGAAAAUCACUGAGCUUCAACAAAUGGUCAUCAGGGACAGUAUCCUCGAAAGUUCAAAUUUAUAUGGCAGAGAGGGCGAGAAUUGAUUCACAGAGGACCCAAAUGAAAAUGCUAUAUGAAAAGAAUUGAUUCACAGAGGACCCAAAUGAAAAUGCUAUAUGAACAGAAUAGCUAGCUUUUGCAUUGACACCUAAGAAGGAACUUGAGGCCACUUCUGUUGGGUUUCUUACAGUGAAAAAGUGAUGUUCCAGAGAUGAAACAUGCCCUCAUGUAUGGUACUGUGAUACUAUUUCACCUUUGCCGAUGUAGAUUUCUGUUUGCUAGUGCUCUAGAUAAAACAUCUGUUCUUUAAUGAUAGAUAUAAUUCUUAAUAAAAACAGGUUGCUUUUGAUGCACAAUUUGCCUCAGAUGUUUGAAAUUCAAAAUAUGCAGCAUUUUGUAAAGUGCUUCAGUUGUUGUCUGCAUGGUUUGAUUUCAUGCCUUAAGCAGUAGAGUAUGAAAGAUGAUAUGAUGGGGUCCAAAUAACAUUGACAUUUGUCUUCUCGGCCUAAAAUUUUGUUUCUUUUUAACUUUUGACAAUUUUUCUUGCCUCCUUACAAGGAAAUGCUUGUAUGUCAAAAUAUCCAAGCGAAUAUAGUAUUGCCGCCAUACUGGUAUGUUUACACAUCUAUUUGGUAUUAAAGUGGUGCCUUUUCACCAGUUAUUAGAAAAUUAUUAUUAGUAUUAUUAUUAUUAUUUGGUUUAGAUACAUGUCACGUUUUAGAAUUUUUUUUAAGUCAACAUUAUUAACGAAAAUCGGGUUUUACCAUGACAUGCUAAAUUACAUUUUAGGGGUGUAACUUGUUUUUCUCUUCUUACCUGGGGAAGUGCAACAAUGUUUUACCAAUUAUUAAAUAGAAAAUUUUAUAUAAGUGAAAUGUUAAAUGUCAAAAGGGGUGCACAUCAUCAUUUUUAGAAGUCCUAUACACAUUUAUUAAGAAAGUUCAGAGGUAGUCAAGUAUAUUAUUGUAAACAGUGGAUUUCAGUAAGGUAUUUACGGCAGUAGAUUGAUGAAGAUCUAAAACGUUUUUGUUGUCCUCUACAUUUAUGCCAUUUAUUUUUGGAAAGGGCAUGUGACAGCCUAGAGUAAAUGAAUUCCUUAUACUUUUAGCUCUUGAUUGUCACUUUGGUACAUUGCUUACAACUAGUAUCACUUUUCAUGCCAUUUAAUGAUUUGCAAUGCCAAUACCUAAACAGUGUGAUUGUCUUUCCAAAGAAACGUCUCCCCCGUUCUACAAUGCUGUGUAAUGGUAUGCUUAUUGUGUUGGUUCUAACAAAUCAGGUUACCAGGCGUCUCUGUAGUUUGUAACAAAAUUGAACGAAUGUCUUUAAGCAAUUUUGUAACUAUCUACAGAGACACCUAUCGGAGGAAAGAUGAGUUUGCCUCUUCAGACGAAUAAUCAUUAGUGUUUGAUUGUUUUUUACCUUUUUGUAAUAGGUGAAAAAAAUUAACACCUUAUCAGUUAUAGACAGUAGUUAAAAAGGUAAAUUGGAGUACAAGUGCCACUGCCACGUUUAAUGACAAACGCAGGAGACAUGUUUCCUCUGUAUAUUGGGGAGAUUUGCAAAAGCAGUAUUGGGUACGGGGCAGUUUUCAAUUUGUGCAUGAGCAAAGUGUUUCUUAUUUUAAAAAGAAUAAAAUUGUAAUGUUAAGACUUGUCUAUGGGAUAUUCGUAAAGAUGUCUUAAAUAUUUUCCAAGCUGCAUAGAACCAAGAGUAAAUAAACGUGCACAUGUGCAUGUCGGGAUUGUGUAAACUUUGCAUUUGAGGUGAAUUGUUUGUAAUAAGAAUUUUGAGUCAAGAUAAGAGAAAAAAUGUCUCGUGUUUGUGUGGCUAUUAUCAGUAUUGGUAUAGACUUGAAUUUAUGUAAUUGAUAGAAUCUCAUGAAUUUGUAAAUACACUUGGGUAUGCUACAAUAUAUGUAUUUUUGCGUACAAGUUAAAUUAUACACGAUGUCCUCUGCCUUUUCAUAUGCACAGGGUAUGCUUGAAAGUUACUUUUGUUUGCGAUUUUAAUAAUGAUAAUAAUAUUGCAUUGUGUAUAAUAGUCACAUCAUUGCAAAUAUUAUAGUACAAAUAUUAUAAUAUGUCCUUUUUAUUUAUUUAUUUAAUUAUUUAUUUAUUUAUUUUUUUUUUUUUAGGGGGGGCUUAUUUGAUCCAAACGUUAUUUCACGCCAUGCUGAUAAAGUGUUACGUUAAAGGAAAGAGGAUAUUUUAUACACGCUGAUGUUUGUGACACAAACACGUUUACACCUUUCAUGUUCCCAAAAAGGUGGGAGUAAAAUUGAUCACGUCUUAAACAUACUGACUUGCUCGUCAAAUAUUUACCUGUGGUUUGCCCUGCUGUUGAGAGCGUUGGGUCUGUAUUUUGUCUUGCGUUAACGUGUACCAAAUCUUAACGAAUUCAUUAUAACCCUAUCUUAUUGGAAUCGAGAUGAAAAUUGGUGUCUUUUAUGUUAGAAAUGUAUGACGUGGAUAUCACGGCGUCGCAUAGCCUUAGCAGUAAAAUCACGAAAACACUGUAUCCGCAAAAUGUUCUGUUAAUUUUAUGGUGCUAAUAAAAAUU
Messenger RNA from Lingula anatina, 4814 nucleotides. Its product is annotated as ELKS/Rab6-interacting/CAST family member 1-like. Gene Ontology annotation, molecular function: structural constituent of presynaptic active zone. NCBI's taxonomy places the organism in Eukaryota, Metazoa, Brachiopoda, Lingulata, Lingulida, Lingulidae. The record is from RefSeq and is a predicted model, not a curated record. Gene Ontology annotation, cellular component: cytoskeleton of presynaptic active zone. Gene Ontology annotation, biological process: neuromuscular synaptic transmission; regulation of synaptic plasticity; maintenance of presynaptic active zone structure.